CUUACAUCCAGCUAUAAGGUCUGAGUAAUAUUACACGUAGUCUAAUCAUAUAUCAGCCUGAUAACAGCCUAUCCAUUCUUAACUUCUAUAUUCUUGUUAUGGUUGUCGCUUCUUUCACACCAGCGGCAGAAUAAUUCCAUUUAUACAAAAUGUUCCGCUCCCUCCUCACUCUCACGAAACUCGCUUCCCCAGAGUACAUCUUCCCCACCGUCGACCCUAAAAUCGAUGGCGAGGAAUGUCGCCACGACUGCGCCGAUUGCACGGUCAAGUGGCCGUCCAAGGUGAAAGUCGAGACCACACUCCCGAUGUACGGGUAUAUCAAGCAGUUUCACGCGCAUGUACUCGUGGCAACCGGGAAGACGGAUUGGGUCGGGAAGGUAGAGCAGGAGAAGGGGAGUUUGAUGGAGGCGUUCAAGUCUGAUGGGGGGAAGUCGAAACAUGGAAGAAUCAUGGUUUCCGCAUCGAAUCUCACACCACCAGAGAGUGAAAACGGACAGAUUGAUUCCGGGAAGACGACUGUAUUACUUUUACCGUCGUUUACCUUCGUGGACGGUGUUGCCUACGGAGAUGUGAGACAUGUGGUUGAUACGUUUAUUGAUAACCCGAAACAAGAAUCCCGGUUGUCGUCACGACCAUGUCAACAUGACUAUGUUGUUCUCCUCUGUUCGCAUCAACGGCGUGAUGCCCGCUGUGGCAUCACGGCACCGUUAAUCAAGAAGGAGCUGGAGCGCCAUCUACGUGGGCACGGCCUAUACCGUGACCUCGAUGAUGAGCGACCCGGUGGGGUGGGGAUUUACUUUGUUUCUCAUGUUGGUGGGCAUAAGUUUGCUGCGAAUGUUCUGAUUUAUCGGAAGAAGGAGCAGCAAAUGAUCUGGUUAGGGAGGGUCAAGCCCGAACAUUGUGAGGGGCUGGUUAAGUAUACGAUUCUCCAAGGGAAAGUGGUUCAUCCAGACUCGCAGUUGAGAGGUGGGUUUGAUCGUAUGAAAGGGUUGACUAGUUGGUGAUAUCUGUGUUUUAAGCACUCUAUAUAGACUCCUCAACAGAGGGGAUUUGGCAUGUCAAGGCUUCA
Molecule: messenger RNA, 1069 nt
Organism: Aspergillus pseudonomiae
Lineage: Eukaryota; Fungi; Ascomycota; Eurotiomycetes; Eurotiales; Aspergillaceae
Product: sucrase/ferredoxin-like domain-containing protein
Exons: 2
Coding region: 150-1004 (284 amino acids)
Source: RefSeq, a predicted model, not a curated record